UGACCUGAAAGAGUGAUGGAGACUUUUAUUUUAAAACACGUCUCCCGGAAGCUAUUACAGUCUCUGAGAGAAAUCCUGACAGCUCUGAGUUUCCAGUACAGCCACUGCAGUGUCUCACAGUUUACUAACUUCAUCAUGACCGAUUCUUUGCUUCGCUGGACUGUUGAUAAGUUAAAGCAUUGUUUUGGAUUAGAGGCUAGCGACGACAUUGUACAGUACAUCCUUUCCAUUGACAACGCUGAUGAAAUUGUGGAGUAUGUUGGAGAUCUCUUACAAGGGACAGAGGGGAAGAAGCAGGAGUUUGUGGAUGAGCUGGUGCAGAGAUGGCAGAGGUGUCGGACGCAAGAGCCUGAUGGUCUGGGAGGCGUCUUCAGGAUAGAGCCAGUCAUGGAGGGUCUAGACACUACUCCCAAAGACAACCAGAAGAAGACCAAACGAAAGGGAAGAAACAAGCAAGAGAUUGCGACGUCUGUCUGUCAGGCCGAGCCGGAGCUUGUGAAAACCCCCAUUGACUUGAUGAAGGCUCAGGAGAACAGCGGCUCCAGCUCAGUGAAGAAGAAGAAGAACAAGUUUGUGAAUCUGUAUGCUAAAGAGGGUGGAGAUAAGCUGGCUGUUCUGCUGCCGGGCCGCCAGUCCUGCGAGUGUUUGGCUCAGAAACACAGACUCGUCAACAACUGUCUGAGCUGUGGACGGAUAGUGUGUGAGCAAGAGGGGUCCGGGCCCUGUUUGUUCUGCGGCAGUCUGGUCUGUACAAAUGAGGAGCAAGAGAUACUGCAGCGAGACUCCAACAAAAGUCAAAAGCUCCGUAAAAAACUCAUGGGAGAGGGAUCUGAACGGGACUAUCUGCCCCACCAAGAGGCCAGGAUGAAGACUGGUCUGGAAAAAGCCGUAAAGCACAAAGACAAACUUCUGGAGUUUGACAAGAACAGUGUUAAGAGGACACAAGUCUUGGAUGAUGAAUCUGAUUAUUUUGCCACGGACUCGAACCAGUGGCUUUCUCCAGGUGAGAGGGAGGCCUUACGCAAGCGAGACGAGGAGCUCCGGGAGCUUCGACACGCCUCCCACAAAGACCGCAAGAUCACACUCGACUUUGCGGGUAGACGAGUGCUGAAUGAAGGGGAGAAUCUGAGUCCGUACUACCAGAAGUUUGACGAUACAGUCAAGGACAUUCACACUGGUUCUUUUGGUCGGACAUCAAAACAUUCAGUUUCCACUGAUCGACCGCACCUCAGAGAGCUUGUCAACCCCAAUAUAGUACAGGCCGCGCCAGAGUGGGUUGACGUGGCCUGUAGCGACUCCUCACGCAAGUCUUCUUCAAAGGCUGUGAGUAAUACACAGAAAAGUGAGCGCAGCCGACUCAGACUGCAGGACAAAGAGCUUCAGGAGAUGUCAGAUGGAGGCUGGUGCCUCAGCAUGCAUCAGCCAUGGGCUUCACUGCUUGUUAAGGGCAUAAAAAGGGUUGAAGGCAGAACAUGGUACACGUCCCAUAGAGGGCGCCUGUGGAUCGCAGCCGCUGCUAACCGAGCAACUCCUCAAGAGAUCGCAGGGGUGGAGGCCAUGUACCGGCAGAUUUACAGAGACCAGCCCCAGUUUCCUGCGGAGUAUCCCACCGGCUGUCUGUUGGGCUGCGUGAACGUCACAGAGUGUCUCUCUCAGGAGCAGUUCAGGGAACAGUAUCCCAAGAUCAGCGAGGAGUCGACUUCUCCAUUUGUCUUCAUUUGCUCCAACCCCCAGGAGAUGGUGGUGAAAUUUCCCAUGAAAGGGAAACACAAGAUUUGGAAACUGGAGAGCCAGAGCCACCAAAGUGCCAAGAAGUGUUUAAUGCAGCCGGCGUGACCCGAAACAAAGCCGUGGCGGUCAAGAGACGAGGAACGGAGUCGUCGGCCGUGUCAGACAGUGGGAAUGAUGCAUAU
Molecule: messenger RNA, 1913 nt
Organism: Rhinichthys klamathensis goyatoka
Lineage: Eukaryota; Metazoa; Chordata; Actinopteri; Cypriniformes; Leuciscidae
Gene: trip4
Product: thyroid hormone receptor interactor 4
Exons: 13
Coding region: 16-1836 (606 amino acids)
Biological process (GO): positive regulation of DNA-templated transcription
Cellular component (GO): nucleus
Molecular function (GO): zinc ion binding; transcription coactivator activity
Source: RefSeq, a predicted model, not a curated record